GUGAUUUUGCAUAUAAAACAAUGGUAAUUUAUGCGACGCUUUUAUAAUUACUGUAAUCUAGAAAAGUCUAAAAACAUGUGGCGACAAGUGCUUGUUAUUGUGGCUUCCUCUUGUUUAUGCAAGAACACGGCACAGCAACCAGCAAUAUGCAACGAUGUUAAUGUUCCGAAUUUCGUCAGAUACCAUCUAACUUCUUGGCAACAUGCAGUAGCAGGAGUUGACAUGAUAGUAGAAAACUCAGAAGCUGGUAUUGUUUCCCUAGAUCUCACUGGGAACGAACAUGUGACCAUUGUAGUGCAUGGUAGAGAAAGUGGCAUCUACACUGAGUUUGGUAACACUCUGAAACAUUCUAUUAUAACGGCAGACAAACAAAUGAUCGUCAUUUUAGUAGACUGGUCGUCUCUAUCCUUUGCACCCUAUGAAGAUGCCGUGAGUUAUGUACCAUGUGUUUCAAACGAAAUAAGAAGUUUUAUAGAAAAUAUGAUGGCAGCAUCUAAGUUGAACCCAAAUCGCCUUCAUCUCAUCGGCUUUGAUCUGGGAGCACACAUUGUAGGCAUUGCGAGUCGCAACAGUGUUGCUCGAGCCGUGAAAAUUACAGCUCUGGACCCCGCUGGUGAUGGUUGGGGAGCUGAUUCACAACGUCUUAAUGCUACCGAUGCUCAGUUAGUUGAGGUCAUCCACACAAAUGGAAACGGUGCGUUUGGAAGUACAGCUUACGGCAUCGGUGAACCCAUUGGCACCUUGGAUUUCUUCCCUAACGGAGGAGACAGGCAGCCUGGCUGUAGAACACUUGACAACGAGUGCCAUCAUAAGAGAGCAUGGCAACUCUUUGCGGGAACCGUGGAUGCUGGUGGCCACUUAAUAGCUAUGAAGUGUCUGGAUAUGUCGCAAGUAAGCAAUGAUCGCUGUACGAUGAUUCCACCUGCGGUCAUGGGGACACUGGCACUGGUAAAAUUUAACACCGGUUUACAUCGGGUCAAUACUGGGAGCAUUUACCCUUAUUAAUAAAUUUAUUGUUCUGCUCGAAAUAAAAAAAAAUAACUGUUAGAAACUAUUUUAUUAAAAAAUGAAUACAAAUAGUACAA
This is a messenger RNA of Leguminivora glycinivorella, 1085 nucleotides long. RefSeq names its product endothelial lipase-like. The transcript has 6 exons. The coding region runs from base 31 to 1005 and encodes 324 amino acids. Gene Ontology annotation, molecular function: lipase activity. Lineage: Eukaryota; Metazoa; Arthropoda; Insecta; Lepidoptera; Tortricidae. The record is from RefSeq and is a predicted model, not a curated record.